Molecule: messenger RNA, 648 nt
Organism: Suillus discolor
Lineage: Eukaryota; Fungi; Basidiomycota; Agaricomycetes; Boletales; Suillaceae
Exons: 2
Coding region: 73-648 (191 amino acids)
Molecular function (GO): protein binding
Source: RefSeq, a predicted model, not a curated record
AGAGCGGCGAAGCAUUAGGUCCCCUUCUCCAAGGGCACACCGGCUCCGUUUACGCUGUGACGAUCUUACGAAAUGGGCACCACAUUGUGUCCGGUUCAAAUGACAAGAGAUAUGAAGACUGGUGAGGCAGUGGGUGCCCCUUUCCAAGGGCACACUGGAAGCGUACUGUCUGUCGCAAUCUCACCCGACGACAAGCACAUUGUAUCUGGUUCAGAAGAUAAGACCAUCCGUGUAUGGGAUAUAGAAUUUCUUAACAAAUCCCACCUUUCCAAAGCGCCUGCGAUAUGCUUUUCAUCUAACCCAUCCUGCGCUCGUCUGUCUGCCUCCUUUCUCCAGGAUUCCUCAGCCCCAGUUUCUGUUGUCGCGAAUGAGGAUGGAUGGGUUGUAGGUCCUGACGGACAGCUUCUUCUCUGGAUCCCACACAAUUUCCACCCAGUGAUUUCUCCCGGUUCUCCCAGCUCUCCUGACGGGCCUGACAAGCGCAGAGAGCUUGACCUCAACGGUCCUAGCAAACCGGAGUUGCUAAGCAAGCAUACGGUGCUGGACUCCAACGGCCCUAGCAAACCUGAGUUGCCAAACAGGCGCACGGUGCUUGACUCCAACGGCCCUAGCACGCCUAACUUUCCAGACACGCUUCGGGGGUCCUGA